Messenger RNA from Chara braunii, 3679 nucleotides. The record is from the annotation of a GenBank genome assembly. NCBI's taxonomy places the organism in Eukaryota, Viridiplantae, Streptophyta, Charophyceae, Charales, Characeae.
GCACGACGAGGCCGUUCACGUGACAGACUUCCUCGAGGUUUGGGCGAGAUCAGGUAUCUCCGUCAGUGCCGUGGACGUCGGACCUGGGACAUCGACCAGUGGUCUUGUUAGGUUCGCGAGAGGAGAGUGCUCUGAAAGGAGGAUGGGAGGUUAGGGUGGCCUGCCAGCUACCCCUCUUGAUCAAGAGGUGGGCAUGUCAGACGACUCGGAGGACGACCAUCUGCGUGCUCCUUUGAAACUGGGCUUGCAGGGAUCUCGACGCCAAGGUUUGCUUGGGGAGUCGACGCCUCGUGGAGGCGGUGAUGGCGAACGGUUGCAACAGGGCUCAGAAUCGACGACUCCUCGUUGUCUAGUCGAAAGGAUCGGUGCAUUCGUUCAUGGCAUGCAGGUGGCCGAGGUUUCGCCUGGCGAUCGUGCAGGUGCUUCGCAGGUUCGAGAGGUCCGUGGGUCACAUGAGACGACUUGUUGGGCCCGACUUGCGCCUGCGCAACUGCAGAUGGAGUUGAGCCAGGAACAAGAAGCAAGUGAGAACGUCGCCGGUGAGGAGGAGGUGUCCGAGCAGGGGCAGUUCUGUGAGAGAUCGCCUGAAAAGACUCAGUCGGGAGGCAAGCGCAACUUGCCAGAUGAGGAAGAGCGAGAGGGAGUAGGUGCUCUGAAAAGGCAGAGAAAGGAAGGAGGGAGUGCUCAGACGCCCACAACACGAGAGGGCGGUUCCGUUGAGAAGACGAAAAAGGUUGGAGGGGUGCAGAGGGACGUCGUGUUGCACAUCCAUCCCGAAAGAAUAUUGGCUAUUACAGACUGGGAAGACGCGUACAACCACCGAUCCUUGGACGAGUUCCUCGUUGACACCAUCGCGUCGGCUAUGAUCGACUGCUAUGAACGUAAAGACAUGAGAUACACGAAGCCCAUUUUCGUUCUCGCUCCGAUCGUCGCGCCUCCAGAGAGGGGCGAGCCUGCUGUGCGCGUGCUGCCUGGUGACUUCGACAGCUCACAGCCCGAGAAAUACUGGUAUUAUCCUGUGUGUGGACAUCAUAACGCGAGGGCGGCGAUGAAGGUGAAAGACCAUCCCGUGUUUGAGUACUACAACUUCUGUAAAUGGUCAUUCAUACCGAUCUACUUCCCUCACGACGAGUUCGACGACUACGCCCAUGUGGACGACCCGUCGUUGAAGAAGGGCAAGGGGAAGCCAAGGAAAGGCGCGGAGGAGAAAACUUACUACGUCCAAGUUCCUGAGUCGGAUGUCCACUGCUGGAAGGAAUUGGUGGACUUGACGGACCGCGAGAAGAAAAGGUUGUUGAACGGCGUCUUGAACCUUAACGUCGUGUGGGUUCAAACGAGUAGCAAGAAAUUGGCCGAGCAGGGGAAGUUCAGUGUGAAGAAGAUGGUCGAUAUAAUAAAAAUGGACCGGGUUAUGCUGAGGCUGUGGCACUACGUCGAGUUCGAGUACGAGGAAAUGGAUAAGCGGGAGUGGAAUGCCAACUCCACGUUCUUCAGGUCAAAGCGGCAACUGUUGGAAGAGUUCAAGGACAAAGGUCUCGAUGACAAGCUUUGGAACGAGAGCAGGAAAUUUUUCACCGACACCUCGUACAUCAACAAGUGCCCUCAGUUUCUCGGGUGUCAACACGACAACAACAUCAAGAGAACGGCGGCCCUCGUUAACGACCAUCAUUUCCCGGCGGAGUGGAAGCGGACAGGCGCCUUGACGACGCUGGCCCAGUUUAACGUCGACCCAUUGAGUGUCAUUGAUCAUAAGGAGGCGCUGGGAAAACUAGGGCAUCAGCUACGCUCCGACACUUGCGUGCUCGACUUGUGCGGAACUGUGGACCGUGCGCAAUGGGAUUCUGGGGCAUUCGCGUCUCUGAGCGAGGAUCCUCGGCUACUCACUCACCCGGUGUACGAGGGAGUUGUUGCCGAAGACGAUGCCGCCGCUCUCCGGAGGAAACAGAAAGUGACACCCACGGAUGUGGAGGAGAAGUCUUUCAAGUCCUUGACUUUCGCGGACAUCGGGAACCUCAGCCAGAGGGGGGCUCUGUACAAGGACGGCGAGCGGAAUCCGAAUCAGUUAUGCAAUCAGCUUCUUUUCUUCUGUGGUGUGGCGGAUGCCGUGCUGUUCUUGGGCAAGCCGCACACGCAAGUGGUGUGGAGUCAACUUCAUCAGGGAAGACACGUCUUGGCCGUGGAUGGGGACACAACGCAGCUUGAAUACACCGUGCAGUAUGUCACCCAUGAAGUGUCGUCCAAGGCCUAUGCAUGCGAUUUCCACCAUGUCGUGGUCGAGCCCGUUUAUGACCCGAACAAGGACAUGUUUUUCAAGUUGACUCCGAAGAAAAGGCGCCAGAAGGAAGUCGCCAAUGCAGUCCUCCAGGGCUACCACAGAGCGAGCCGGGCCGGCGCAGUGAGCUUCAUUAAGAGGCUGGAAUAUGUAUUUUUUAACGAGGGUGUGGUCGAUUCGGACGACUUCACUUUGGAUAACUACGGGCUGGCCUUCGGUGAGGACGACGACUUCAAUAUCGAGACUGAGCAGGAGGAGAGCGUUGAGGACGACCUCUUCGAUUUGGACGGGCAAUUGGCCAUCUUCAACGGCCAAGUUUCUGAGUCGCCGUUAGUAUGCAAACCGGGGACACCUCUCGCUACACCCACCUCGGGCGGUCCCACGCCCGUGUCCUCCUCAGCGCCUGUCAAGAGGGGUGGGUUGUCCCGUCUAAGGAGUUCGCCGGGGGAGCCUAUUCGUCUCACACCGCAGCCCGAACGUCUUCAACCCAGCCAUCCAGUUCCUCCGGACCAUCCGCAUCUCGCGGCUCCUGCAAUUCCCUACCACAUGGGUGACAAACACACCUUCUCCACAGGCGAAGAUUGGGGCCAUGAUAUCGUGUGGCACCCGGACCAUUUCCAGCCAGUCCUUCUCGACGGUGAAUGGGCAGUGGCUGUGAGGGACGUAAGUGGAGGGUGGAUAUAUGAUGAUCGUUGGGACCUCCACACAUUCAAAUCUCGCGCCUACGAUGCGGUAUUGGAGAGAUUAAGUGAGGUCAAUCGACGAAGUAAGAACGACCCUGCUCUGCGCGCAUACGGGGAAACGUUGUUCGAUUUAUUGCAGUCAAAUAAAUGGCUGGAAGUAUCCUCCGCGUUCUACGACCUUCCGUCAAGCCCGUCAAUUAAGCAAGUGAGUUGGGGGUUGCCUGCGGUCACCCCGCCGGCAGGAGUUGUGAAGCGCAAGUCUCGCGGAAAGGACGACGAAGGGGAUGGUGAAGGCGGCGGACAACGAGGUACCGGAGGUGGAAGUGAACAGCGUUGGACGAAACAACGGUCUCCGGGGCACGCGGGCGGCGGAGAGGGGAGAAAGGGCAGCCGGGAGAAGAAAAAGCCUCGCAGCGGAGAGAAGACAAAGCAUCACACAGGAGACGGGCAGGGGUCCGACGUCAACCGCGACGAGGACGGUGGGGUUCUGGCGGUAACAGGCAGCACCUCAAUGGAGACGGGGAACGACUUCAGGCCUGGGUGGAUUACGUGGCCUGGCAAGCAGGACCCUGUGAUUAGCUCCACCAGCACAACACAGUUUACCGAUGUUGUUGGCGGGGCAGUUGUAGCAAAGAAUGGAACUUGCUUCGCUCAGCUCCAAAAACAGUUGGCGGAUUGUCUCUGAUCAAUCCGAACCUCGGAGACGACAUCGUCAUCCGGAACU